UCCCUGGGGGUGUGGAGAUGAUUCAGCACUAUGUGAAUAUUGUGCUGACUGGCGAUUUCUUCAUUCCCACACUAUGAGGAAGGGCAAACUGAUCACAGGUCAGCCUGCGGUUUCUGGUGAAAUCUGAACUCUGUGAAGACAAAGAAGGAGGAGAAGAAGAGUAGAGAAGACUGGAGAAGGCAACGGAGGAGGAAGUGAGACUGGUUUGUAUGGAGAGGAUCAGGUUGCCAGUGCUGCGCCGUGUGGCGAUCUGCGGCGGUACACACGGAAAUGAGAUGACGGGGGUUUACCUGGUGCCGGAGUUGGAGAGACAGCAGAAAGAGAAAGGUGAUGCUGCACGGAUCAUCCCACUCACCUUUGUGGUGUCCAACCCACGUGCUGUCAAAGAGUGCAAGAGAUACAUAGAGAAAGACCUUAACCGCUGCUUUACCAGUGCUACCCUCAGCUCUCCCAUCACUGAUGAAACUCCAUAUGAGGUACAGAGAGCUCAGGAGUUAAACUCUCUGUUGGGUCCCAAAGGUUCUGAAGAUGCUGUGGAAAUUAUCUGUGACCUCCAUAACACCACGGCUAACAUGGGCCUCACCAUCAUCUCCUACUCGCAUAAGAACUGGAUCUGCCUCCAUAUCUUCAAACACCUGAAGGAUAAAAUCACCAACGUGCCUGUGAGGUUGGUGCUGCUGAAUAUUCCGCUGUCUGAAGCGUAUUCCCUCGAGUCCGUCUCCAAGUACGGCAUCUCUUUAGAAGUCGGGCCACAGCCACAAGGCGUUGUCCGAGCAGAUAUCUUCAACAUCAUGAAACAGGGUGUGGAUGCCAUCCUGGACUGGACCGAAACCUUUAACUCAGGGAAAGUAAUAGAGGGAGGAGAGAUCGAGGCCUACUUAAUUCAGAAGAGUAUGGAUUACCCCAGAAACCCUAAGACCGGAAAACCCUCAGCUGCUGUUCAUCCACAGCUCCAGGAUCAAGACUACUGCCUUCUCCAGCGUGGAGAUCCUGUGUUCCUGACGUUCUCUGGAGAGACACUGAGCUAUGAAGAAGAAGAACCUCUUCAUCCUCUGUUCAUUAACGAGGCCGCUUACUACGAGAAGGGAAUCGCCUUCCAUCUGGCCCACAAGAAGACUCUGAGCAUCCCGAGUAUACAAGCGGAAACAGACUGAGAUCAGAAGAGAGAACAGGAAGCUGCAUGCACAAAACCAAAGCCAAUGAUUUUAAUCUUUUUUUAAAUAUAUCUAAAUAAAUCACAGCCUCAGGGUUUAAAAUAAUCUCAACAGGAUUCCUAACCAAAAAAAUAUUACACAAUCAAUUUUUACAAAAUAUGAUGCAAUCAAAUGAUUUACUUGAAUUUUAAAACUUGAACUUUAAUAUUUCAUUAUAAAUUUCAUUUGAAGGUAAACUAUAUGUAUAUAACACAUUUUUACCAGAAAUAUUUAUGGAUGCAGGAAUGUAUUCGAUCACUGCUAUAAAUAAAUAAAAAAAAAA
Messenger RNA from Hemibagrus wyckioides, 1476 nucleotides. RefSeq names its product N-acyl-aromatic-L-amino acid amidohydrolase (carboxylate-forming) A-like. The record is from RefSeq and is a predicted model, not a curated record. Gene Ontology annotation, molecular function: aminoacylase activity; hydrolase activity, acting on ester bonds. The transcript is spliced from 7 exons. NCBI's taxonomy places the organism in Eukaryota, Metazoa, Chordata, Actinopteri, Siluriformes, Bagridae. Bases 210 to 1154 code for a protein of 314 amino acids.